AUGGCCACAUUGCUUUCAAGUAGGCAAGGACUUUUAACCAAAUCGGUGAAUAGGCUCGCCGCUGUAGUGGACGAGUACAAGGACUUAGAGGCAUGGGAACUGGAACCUCCCUCUGAGGACCACGAACGUAGGACUUAUCUAAGGACAGAGAGGAUGAGGAUUUGGAAAAUCAAAGCAAUUCUCGAAUCAGAAACAAGCAACGUGGACACGGCUCUCGAGCGCUACAGCAGCGCUGCUGAUAGCCUUGAUGCCAGCACCCCGUCGCUGGAUGAAAUUCUCGAGAAAGUCUGCUCCAACACUGAAAGGGCUGCCGCCACACUGGACAAAGGACGCGUAAUACUGACAGCAGUGGAUAAUCACACGAAAGAUAGGAAGGAUUCCUCUUUGUAUAUUGAAGGCUGCAUGGAGAAUGGCUUCUUGCACCCUCCAAAAUCGUACGAAGGGAUUGGAGAAACUCCUAUGAGAGCUUUACUCUGUCGCAUGCACCAGCUUAUGAGACAAAAUUCUACGAUUCCUUAUGAUCUCUCUUUAGCCAUGGACACGGCAUCUACUACGUCAGCCACGAAGUCUACUACUCCCAUGGACAAGGAUGCCACGAAGCCCACUACUCCUACUGACAAGAGUACUCAACGAACCAGACAAGCCGCCAAGACAUCUGCGUCUACUGCUAAGCCCAUCAAGCCAAGUGCCGAGCAGACAGUAGGUUCGAAGCCUGCAAAGAUCGCCAGAAAGAGGCCAGCGACUAAUGACACAACCUCGACGACCUCCGCCCCGAAACGUCAACGAAAUUCGUCUUCGUCUUCGUCAUCGUCAUCUUCGUCGACAGAAGAAGCCGGCGAUAUUCCACCUAAGAAAGGACGAGCUUCUGGGACCAUUCUGAAGGAACUCUUAUUGCAAGGAUCCCGAACUCUGCACCUUGCCGCGAGCAAAGUAGACCAGCUCGCCCCUGCGGUAACGACAGCUCCCUGUCCGCAGACAACUGAGCGUCUCCAGCGUAACGAAGAUCUGGUCAGAGCCUAUCAUUUGGAGAACAUGAAGAGGCACAAGACAACCGAAGGAAAGCUGGACACGCUGAGUCUGAAACUAAACAUACUCACGGAUCGUUUCGAAAAAAUGGAGAAAGAGAUCAAAGAGAGGAUGAACACAGCCAGCCUUGAAAAAGAGCACGCGACAAGUGAAAAUCAUCUUCGUGAUAAUCUCAAGGAACUACGAGGCGCAGUGGACAAUAUCAAUAGCUCACAGCUCUCCCUCGACUCGUACUCUUCAGGGAACGCGUCGAAGUUUGGCUCUCGCCUCUCAGAGGGCAACACAGUAACGACAAGUGCCCGCGGAGCCACCCCCAGAGGUGGAACGCAUCAGACGUCAGAUGAGCGAGGCGGAGAAGAACUGAAGGAAGUCGUGUGA
Cooperia oncophora is the source of this 1404-nucleotide messenger RNA. The record is from the annotation of a GenBank genome assembly. Lineage: Eukaryota; Metazoa; Nematoda; Chromadorea; Rhabditida; Trichostrongylidae.